UGCGCAGUGCACGUGCGAUUGCAUUUCGUCACGAAUACUCGCGACAAGAGAGGUCUGUUCAAGAAAUUGGAGUACCGCGUGCAGAGGAAACUCUUGUGAACGGGUUCACCCUGUGUACAGGUAACGAGAGGCGAUUUGCCGGGGGACGAGAAUGGAAAUUAACGUCGGGACUUUUCAUAGGUCGCGCCGUGACCGGGCGGUCUCGAAUCGUUUGUCAAAAUCGGAAACAAGGGGGAGGAAAAUGUCGAGCUCGCCGAGGGUCCGGCAAAUGCCGCCGAGGCCGAGGAUCACCCUUCCGGUCCCGGGGCAGUACGGUCCCUAUGCACAAACCCCCAUGGGAUACGUAACCACCCCAUAUGGGCAGACGCCAAUGCCCAUGACACCUGUCGCCGGCCAGCCGAAUCUCAUGUACUCCAACAAAGCCAGCGAGUUCAUGUUCGCGCAAUUUAGGGGAAUCAAGGACUUCACGAAGUCCGGGUUAAGCGUCGGCGAGAAGAGCGCCUUCUGGAUCUACGAGAAGGUAAACCCCUUAAAGAGCCACGCAAGUGUCAUUCUGUAUACACCGAGACGUCAAAGCAAUUAUGAAACUAAUCCCCGAACUGGGUGUACCGAAUUGUUUGAAAUUUUAACACCUUAA
Molecule: messenger RNA, 637 nt
Organism: Orussus abietinus
Lineage: Eukaryota; Metazoa; Arthropoda; Insecta; Hymenoptera; Orussidae
Exons: 1
Coding region: 152-637 (161 amino acids)
Source: RefSeq, a predicted model, not a curated record